UUUCUGUCGAAGCUCAGCUUCAUCACGAGCCACUACGCCUACUUCAUCAUCGUCUGCUUGAUAGCGUCACUCAUCUUCUGGGGCUCGUCAUCCGGUACCAGCUACGUCGACAGCCUGUUCCUGGUCGUCUCCGCCAUGACUGCUACUGGUCUGACCACGGUUAACCUGAGCAAGGCGACGACGGGGCAGCAGGUUCUCCUCUUUUUACUCAUCAUCUUUGGCAGCCGGAUUUGGAUCUCGAUCUGCAUCGUGUACUCUCGCAAGCGGAGAUUCAACAAACGCUUCGAUGAAAUAGUUCGCGAGGCGCGCAUGAGGAGAAGGGAUCGUUCACCGCCCCGAUUAGCGCCUUCUCCGUCACCUCCUCCCGAAGGAGAGAUUACGGGAGACGCUCGAACCCGGGAAAAAGACGACGACGAGGUUCCCUACCUCUCUUGGACUCCCACCAUUGGCCGAAAUAGCCAAUUCUAUAAACUCACUAGCGAGCAACGCGACGAGCUAGGCGGCAUCGAGUUUCGCGCCCUGAAGUUGCUUCUAAGGAUCUUGUUGUUAUACCUCUUCCUUUGGCAGUUUCUAGGUUGCAUUUCCCUUGGCUCAUGGAUUAACAACAACAAACCAGCCCUGGAGAACAGCCCCAAUCUCUGGUGGUUGGGCAUCUUCAACGGCGUAUCAGCCUUCAAUAACUCGGGCAUGUCUCUACUGGACGCUAGCAUGGUUCCCUUCCAGCGCUCAUACUUUGUCCUCAUCACUAUGGGCCUGAUGAUCCUUGCCGGGCGUACGGCAUUUCCCAUCUUCUUGAGACUCAUCCUCUGGUCUCUUGUCAAGAUUAUGCGCUUGGUGGGAAGAGACUAUAAUAGCUUAGGGGAAGCUUUGCACUUCAUCUUGGACCACCCCCGGCGUGUCUAUGUUUAUCUCUGGCCUAGAGGUGUGACCUGGUAUCUCUUGUCCGUACUCAUCUUUCUCAACUCGGUUAAUUGGGUCGGCUUCCUCCUAUUCAACCUCAACAACCCCGAAAUCGAGAGCAUCCCGACGGGGCCGCGUGUUCUCGCCGGUCUAUUCCAAGCCCUUUCCAUUCGCUUUGGGGGCUUCCACAUCACCAAUAUCGCCAACCUCCACAUUGGCUUACAAGUAUUGUAUGUAAUCGCAAUGCUCGUCCUCGCCUACCCGAUCAGACUUGGUGUGAGGCGAACAAACGUAUACGAGGAGCGGUCACUCGGCAUCUUCAAUCCCCGAAAUGAUCAUGAUUCCACCCAGGAUGGGGGUCAAAACACCCUCAUCGAUGAGCUCAGACGUUUCCGACGACAGCUGAAUCGGGGAUCUGUGCGGCAUGACGCCUGGGCCCUAAUGCUUGCCGUUGUUAUCAUCACAACCAUCGAGUCGGGCCAGUUCCGCCGGGAUCCCGUCCACUACUCCGUCUUCAACAUCAUGUUUGAGGUCGUGUCGGCAUAUGGCUGUGUUGGCGUCAGUGUAGGGCUGCCGGACGCGGAUUGUUCAUUCAGCGGUGGGUGGCAUGUCGCCAGCAAGGUAAUCCUCUGCGCUGUCAUGCUGCGAGGGAGACACCGCGGCCUUCCCGAGGCAAUUGAUCGGGCUAUUUUGUUGCCGAGUGAAGGGCGGUUCAGCCGGGAAGAAGAA
Messenger RNA from Fusarium vanettenii 77-13-4, 1629 nucleotides. RefSeq lists its product as uncharacterized. Gene Ontology annotation, cellular component: plasma membrane. Gene Ontology annotation, biological process: potassium ion import across plasma membrane; intracellular potassium ion homeostasis. The transcript has 2 exons. The annotation marks the transcript as partial. The record is from RefSeq and is a predicted model, not a curated record. Lineage: Eukaryota; Fungi; Ascomycota; Sordariomycetes; Hypocreales; Nectriaceae. Gene Ontology annotation, molecular function: high-affinity potassium ion transmembrane transporter activity.